This is a messenger RNA of Durio zibethinus, 1208 nucleotides long. RefSeq names its product amino acid-ligase. Lineage: Eukaryota; Viridiplantae; Streptophyta; Magnoliopsida; Malvales; Malvaceae. The record is from RefSeq and is a predicted model, not a curated record.
CACCUAAAAUUUAGUCCCAUCCUUUUUCAUGAUCCAGUAGACUUCUAUAAGGCAAGUAAGUAAACUGGGCCAUGCCAAACCUUAAGCGGUUAAGCUCAAUCCAAAUCAACGGAUCCAAAGUCCAAAAAUCAAAAUCAAAAUUUUUAGACACUUCCAGAAGCCGUUGGAAGUUGGCAGCAAACUAGUGGAUGAUGAUCAAAUACAAAAAGAAAAGGAAAAAACUCUACCCAUUUCAGACAACAAAGCUUCCAGAGCUAAAAGAAAGAAGCGCUGAAAAGAGAGAGUGAAAUCGAUGUCAGGUGAUGGCAAACCAAGAACAAUCAAGCUUUUCUGUCCAUCAGUGUCGAAGCUAGUUCGAUUCGUGGCAUGGGAUGGCCAAAAACUGGACCUUGGAUCGAUAGCUCGAGCAUUCGGGCUAGACCCAUCAACGGUUAAGCUUAAUGGGCAUUUUAUAAGCAGAGGGGUGGAUCUUGUCUCUUCUUCUGUUACGUGGAGGUCGCUGCUUUCUUUCUUCUCUUCUAAAGGCUUGUCCACUGGGACUGACGAAAAGGGCGCUCUCAUUGUUGAUGGCAAGCUUUGCAAAGUUGGGACUAAGAGAGCACAUGAACCUCAAGAUGCUGUGAAUGGGAAUCAACAUGCAGCUGGAAAGCCCGGAGUAAAGGAUGUUGGAAUUACUGCAAAGCUACAGCGUGAAGAAAUCUACUCGCUCAAGAAUAAAAAGAUGAAGGAUAGCAGCUCAGGAUCCGGUGAUGGAGGUCGUCCAUAUUCCGAACUGAAUAUUAGCCUUGGCUUCAGGAGAAAGAGUUUGAUGGACGAUGUCAGCUUACUCAAGAAAUUAAAGAUUAAUGAGACUAAAUCAAAUUUUCAAGGAAGAGGGAACAGUGAUUCCAGCACCGUUUCGAGCACAUCAUCUAAAUGCAGUUAUUUGAGUUGCAAUAUGAAGAGGAUGAGGGAAGAUGAAGUGACUGUUGCUGCAUCUUGCAAGAGGAUCAGCUCUGGUUCUCAUUCCAGUUGAACGUGUAUUUUCCUUCCCAAGCCAACCACCAAAUGCCAACUUUCUUGUAUGUUUUAAAGAUAUAAAUUCAUGUUUUUUUCUUUUUUUUUGGUGGUGGAAACAGAGUUGUAAUAAGCUUAGAUUGUAAUUACAUACAAACUUGAGUCAUGGGAUUGUGGAAGAACAUCUUUUUGCUUUUUCACUAAUCAGGAGG